Molecule: messenger RNA, 2466 nt
Organism: Perca flavescens (yellow perch)
Lineage: Eukaryota; Metazoa; Chordata; Actinopteri; Perciformes; Percidae
Gene: nox5
Product: NADPH oxidase, EF-hand calcium binding domain 5
Exons: 15
Coding region: 1-2163 (720 amino acids)
Biological process (GO): defense response; superoxide anion generation
Cellular component (GO): NADPH oxidase complex; plasma membrane
Molecular function (GO): calcium ion binding; superoxide-generating NAD(P)H oxidase activity
Source: RefSeq, a predicted model, not a curated record
AUGAGUGUGGACGAGGACGCCCGCUGGCUGGAGUGGGUCACCAAACAGUUUGAGAGCAUCGCCGGGGACGACAAAGAGAUCGACAUCGAUGAGUUUAAAACGGCUCUCAAAGUCAAAGAGUCUUUCUUUGCGGAGCGUUUCUUUGCGCUGUUCGACUCGGACGGCAGCGGCUCCAUCAGUCUGGACGAGCUGCUGAAAGCUCUGGACCUGCUGAUCCACGGCAGUGAGACGGAUAAACUCAAGUUCCUGUUCCAGGUCUACGACGUGGACGGCAGCGGCUCCAUCGACCCGGACGAGCUGCGGACGGUUCUGAAAUCGUGUCUGCGCGAGAGCGCCAUCUCUCUGCCGGAGGAGAAGCUGGACGACCUGACGCUGGCGCUGUUCGAGUCGGCCGACCGAGACAACAGCGGAUCUAUCACCUUCGAGGAGCUCAAGGCCGAGCUGGAGAACUUCCCCGAGGUUAUGGAGAACCUCACCAUCAGCGCUGCUAACUGGCUGAAGCCCCCGGCGGCGGCGGACCAGAAGAAGCGGCGUGCGCCGCGGUACCUGACGCGCGCCUACUGGCAGAACAACAGCAGGAAGCUGUUCUUCCUCUGCCUGUACGCCGUGGUCACCGUGCUGCUGUUCACCGGCGCCAUGCUGCAGCAUCGCCACGGCGGCGCCUGGUUCAUGGUGGCCAAGGGCUGCGGCCAGUGCCUCAACUUCAACUGCACCUUCAUCCUGGUUCUGAUGCUGCGGCGCUUCCUGACGUGGCUGCGGGCCACGUGGGUGGUGCGGGUCUUUCCUCUGGACCAGAACAUCCUGCUGCAUCAGAUCGUGGGCUACGCCAUCCUCUGCUUCACGCUGGUGCACACCACCGCGCACGUCUUCAACUUUGUGCAGCUCUCGGAGCACAGUGGCUUCUCUCUGUGGGAGUACCUGCUGACCACGCGUCCCGGCGUGGGCUGGGUCAACGGGACGGCCUCUCUGACCGGGGUCGUCCUGCAGCUCGUCAUCUUCCUCAUGGUGCUCUGCUCCAGCACCUUCGUACGCCGCAGCGGACACUUCGAGGUGUUCUACUGGUCUCACCUGUCCUACGUGUGGGUCUGGGCUCUGCUUGUGGUUCACUGUGCAAACUUCUGGAAGUGGUUCCUGGUUCCGGGACUGAUCUUCCUGCUGGAGAAGAUCGUAGGAAUCGCUGUUGCCCGUAUGGGAGGACUUCACAUCGUGGAGGUCAACCUGCUGCCGUCCAAGGUGACUCACCUGGUGAUCAAACGUCCGGAGUUCUUCCACUUCAAACCGGGAGAUUACGUCUACAUCAACAUCCCCGAGAUCGCCAAGUACGAGUGGCACCCGUUCACCAUCAGCAGCCCUCCGGAGCAGUCCGACAGUCUGUGGCUCCACAUCCGCUCCAUGGGCCAGUGGACCAACCGCCUCUACGAGUACUUCAGGCAGCCGCAGAGAGAGGAGGUCAGCCCCAAGAGGCUCGCUGCCAGCCUGAGGCACCGCAGACAGCUGACCAGGGCACAGGUUUCUGCCAAGUUUGGUGAGAAUCACAGAUUCUGCAACAUCAAGUGUUAUGUAGACGGACCGUAUGGGACCCCUACGAGACAGAUCUUUACCUCUGAGCACGCAGUCCUGAUCGGGGCUGGUAUCGGGAUCACACCGUUCGCCUCCAUCCUGCAGAGCAUCAUGUACCGAUACCGCAUGAGGAAGCAGAACUGUCCCAACUGUAACUACUCCUGGUGUGAAAACAUUAAAGACGGCGAGAUGUUGUUACGCAAAGUCGACUUCAUCUGGAUCAACAGAGACCAGAAGUCGUUUGAAUGGUUUGUUAGUUUACUGACCAAACUGGAGAUGGACCAGGCAGAUGAAGAGCCAGAAGGCCGGUUCCUGGAGAUGCACAUGUACAUGACGUCGGCUCUCAGUAAGAACGACAUGAAGGCCAUCGGCCUGCAGAUGGCGCUGGACCUGCUCGCCAAGAAGGAGAAGAGAGACUCCAUCACGGGCCUCAGGACCAGAACCCAACCCGGACGACCGGAGUGGGGGAAGGUGUUCCAGAAGGUGUCGGAGGAGAAUAAAGGAAAGGUCCACGUCUUUUACUGCGGCGCUCCGGCUCUCGCUAAAACCAUCAAAGCUCAGUGUGAACGCUUCGGCUUCAACUUCUACAAGGAGCACUUCUGACACAAGCUGGCCUUUCAAUUAACUUUAUUAGUCAUCACCAGCCAACGCAACCUGGCCUUUCAAUUAACUUUAUUAGUCAUCACCAGCCAACACAACCUGGGCUUUCAAUUAACUUUAUUAGUCAUCACCAGCCAACACAACCUGGGCUUUCAAUUAACUUUAUUAGUCAUCACCUGCCAACACGGCUAGUAGAUGUUUAAAGUUACCAGCUAAUCAGAUUCUCCACUAGCCACCCAUCCACACACACAGACAGACACACACACCCACACACAUAUAUACACACACACACACACACAUACAUAG